AUGCAGGCAGCUGGUCAGGAAACACUUCAGAAUGACCAGAUUGCACCAUCAACUCAGACUGCCGAAAAAGGAACAGGACAGAAUGGACAUUCGCAUGAUCAGGUAAUAUCAAAACCACCUUACACAAAAACAAAUGUCAUUUCUGAAGGCGAUCUCGUCAUUAUCUUCCUGUCAAGGGAUCGACCGCCUAUUCCACUUACAGUAACAUCAGGACAAGAAUUGACAAACACCUACGGGUCAUUCCCACACGAUGAAAUGAUUGGUAAACCUUUUGGUGCCAGAUUAGCCUCCAAGAAUAAAAGAGGAUUCAUUCACAUUUUGCGACCGACACCUGAACUUUGGACGUUAGCUUUACCGCAUCGUACGCAAAUUUUGUAUACGCCCGAUAUGUCUUUCAUCUCUGCCCAUCUUGGUCUGUCUCCCGGAGCUCGGAUGAUCGAAUCAGGAACGGGAUCAGGAUCAUUCUCACAUUAUGCUACCCGAUGCGUUGCAAGAAAGCAUAUACAGAGUAGCGGGUAUGGAUGGAAAGGAGUAGCAAAGACUGAAAAAGAUCGAAGCAAUCGUAAGAAGAGGAAAAAGACGGAAGAUGAAUUUGACGAUGAAAGACAGGAAGGUGCUGAAGAAGAUGAAGAAGAGGAAGAAACAAUCAUGCAACCCUCUGAUGCACAAGAAGCUGAUAUUCUAGAACGUCUUUCUGCUCCUCCAAAUGCGUAUGUCGCUCCACGAGAAGGAAGAGUAUGGUCAUUUGAAUUCCAUGCAGGCAGGGCUGUGAAAGCUUGGCAUGAGUUUGAACAGCAUGGCCUGUUUCCUACUCUUUCUUUACGACAUCGUAAUGUGGUCAAGAAUGGAUUCGGAUUGGAAGGAGUGGCAGACGCAGUUUUCCUGGACUUACCUGCUCCUUGGGAUGCAAUUCCUCAUGCAGCAGAAGCAAUGCGUAAAGAUGUUCCCACGCGCAUUUGUUGUUUCUCGCCAUGCGUUGAACAAGUUUUAAAGACGGUGGCUGCCUUGCGAAAAGCAAAGUGGACGGAUAUCGAAACGUAUGAAUGCUUGAACAGGACCCAUCUCAGUAUUUGGUGCGGACCUGGAGCGCAAAAUUAUACGCCAUCUAUCGAUGAAGCUGUUGAACGGAUUAGGGAAGUAGAAGUGAAGAAAGGCAAAAGACGGGAUAUGCAAAUUCAAAGAGCAAGAAAAGAAAGACAGGAGAGAAUACAGAAGGAAGGGGACGAAAAUGAUGCGGGUAAAGCGGAGACGACAUCUGAGCUCAAAGUCGAGAAGGUCCGACCAGAGGAAGAAAACGCAGAAACUGAAGAGGAUGCAGAGACCAACGGCAAGGAAGGUGCAACUGAUCCAUCCACACCCCAGGCAAAAGAAGACGGCAAAAGCUUGCAGCGGGCUAAUGUUCUCUCACGACCGUUCACGGACAUGCGUGGUCACACUUCUUAUUUGACAUUCGCUACCCUGUUGCCACGUAUCGUUGAACGUCAGCCCGAUCCCACAUUGGAACGAGAGAAGGAAAACGAAAAACGUAAACAGCUCAACAAAGAAAGAGCUCAAAAACGUAAGCAGGCCUCACUUGAAGAAGCUUGA
This is a messenger RNA of Meira miltonrushii, 1587 nucleotides long. Its product is annotated as tRNA methyltransferase complex GCD14 subunit. The coding region runs from base 1 to 1587 and encodes 528 amino acids. The record is from RefSeq and is a predicted model, not a curated record. Gene Ontology annotation, biological process: tRNA methylation. Gene Ontology annotation, cellular component: nucleus; tRNA (m1A) methyltransferase complex. NCBI's taxonomy places the organism in Eukaryota, Fungi, Basidiomycota, Exobasidiomycetes, Exobasidiales, Brachybasidiaceae. The transcript has 2 exons.